Molecule: messenger RNA, 2301 nt
Organism: Impatiens glandulifera
Lineage: Eukaryota; Viridiplantae; Streptophyta; Magnoliopsida; Ericales; Balsaminaceae
Product: homeobox-leucine zipper protein GLABRA 2-like
Exons: 12
Coding region: 1-2301 (766 amino acids)
Molecular function (GO): DNA binding; lipid binding
Source: RefSeq, a predicted model, not a curated record
AUGAGUUGUACAAGACCAGAUAUAGCCUAUGCAGUAAGCAAACUAAGUAGAUACACGAGUAAUCCAGGUAAUAAUCAUUGGAAAACCAUUGUACGAUUACUUAGGUAUUUAAGAAAUACUCGUGAUUAUGGUCUGCACUACACGAGACAUCCUGUUGUUAUCGAAGGGUACACUCAUGCUAAUUGGAUUUCAAAUAUGAAAGACUCUAAGUCAACAAGUGGAUAUGUAUUUACACUUAGAGGUGCAGCUAUAUCUUGGAAAUCUUCUAAACAAACUGUUAUUGUUAAAUCCACGAUGAAAUCUGAAUUUAUAACUCUUGACAAAUGUGGUGAAAAAGCUGAAUGGCUACGUCUAUUCUUAGAAGAUAUUCCAAUAUGGUCUAAGUCCGGGGGAAGUUUCCGGCAGGAAGCGGCGGAUCUUCCGGCGGAGGAGGUGGUAGAGGCGGCGGCGGGCAGUCUGGGCAGAAGAGUUGAUUUAGGAAAAGGAAAGGAAGUAAUGGGUGGGCAGUCAGGGCAGAGGAGGGAGACGGUAUUGGAGAUAGGCAGAGUAAGAUCAACGGCUAGAACUCUGUCGGAAGAGGAGUACGAGGAUGAAGACAUUGACGGCGGCGCCGUCGCCGGCAGGAAGAGGAAAAGGCAGGAAUUGGGAAAUCGAUUGGGGCUCUCUCCACUACAAGUGAAAUUCUGGUUCCAGAAUAGAAGAACCCAAACUAAGGCCAUGAAUGAGCGUAAUGAAAUUUCAUCAAUGAGAAACGAAAUGGAAAUGGUGAAGGAAGAAAACAUCUUCCUUAGAGAAGCCAUUAGGAAAGCUCUCUGCCUUAACUGUGGAUUUCCAACUAUCGAUUCACAAGAUUUGAGGAUCCAAAACGCCCAACUUAUCACCGAGUUUGAAAAGCUAAAAGCGCUCAUGGGUGUGGAUAUAUCGGGUUCGUUGUCUGCUAGCGCAAAAAAGUUGUGUGUGCUAGGAAUAGAGGUGUCGAAGAUUAUGAAACUUGUUGAUCAAGCUAUCAACGAGCUUAUCAAUAUGGCAACAUUGAAAGAACCGUUUUGGUUGCGCGAUAUAGAAAAUGGUAGUGGCAUAAUAAAUAAUGUCGAGUAUGUUAGAAGGUUUCAGUUAGGGAACUCUACAAACGAGAGUCGUGGAAUGCGUAUCGAGGUUUCGAGGGAGAUUGUGACUGUCUUUGCUGACAUCACUAAGCUUGUUGAAUGUUUUAUGGACGUGAAUGAAUGGAAGGAUAUGUUUCCUAGCAUUAUAUCAAAGGCUACAAGUGUUGAUGUUAUUAGUGAUGGAAAAGAGAAUCAUAGAAAUGGUGAUGUUCAAUUGAUGUCCGCUGAAUAUCAGAUGCUCACUCCAACGGUUCCAACUAGAGAAGUGCACUUCAUUAGACAUUGCAAACAACUGAGUUCCAAGAAGUGGGUAAUUGUCGAUUUCUCCAUUGACAAUAAUAUUGAUGUUUCCGCAGUUAAAUUUAGGAAACGUCCAUCGGGUUGCAUUAUCGAGGAUAUAUCAGAUGACCAUUGCAAAGUAACGUGGAUUGAACAUUUGGAAUGUGAAAACUUCACUAUCCCAACAAAUUAUUCUGGAAUUAUUAGCGCAGCUUUUGGCGCUAGGCAUUGGGCUACGGCUCUACAACAACAAUGCGAGCGACUCUUCUAUAUGAUGACCACUAACUUUCCCACUUAUGAGUCAAAUGUUUAUGGAAACCGUACAGGAAUUGCGUCUGCGAUGGAAGAGAGGAAAAGUCUAAUGGUAUUGGCGCAUAAAAUGACAGCUAAUUUUUGUCGUUCAAUUGCGGUGUCAAGUCUCCAUAAAUUGACAAAGUUAACAAGCAAAAAUGAAUAUGACAUUAGGGUUUCUAUUAGGAGAAACUUAGAUGAUCCUAGAGAACCUAUUGGCGUGAUCCUUUGCGGAGUUACAUCUAUAUGGUUACCGGUCUCUCGACUUGUCUUAUCCGAUUAUCUUAGUGAUGAAAGUCGAAGACAUGAGUGGGAUGUUAUAUUGAAUGGAAAACCAGCUGAAUCCCUAGUAAACAUGACCAAAGGAGGCAACUCGGUUACAAUCCAAGGGAUUAAGGGGAAAGAAGACGACAUGAGGAUAAUGCAAGAUAGCUCGACUAAUGAAUUCGAAUCAAUGUUGGUUUUUGCAUCGUUGAGCAUGUCCUCACUACAAUCCAACUCUACACGUGGCAACUCGGGGGAAAUUGCCAUGCUUCCCUCGGGUUUUUCGAUUCUUCAAGAAGGGUUGGAGUCGAGGCCUAUGGGGCUGAAGAAGAAGAAGGAGGGCGUCGAGGAUGUCUUCUAA